Messenger RNA from Corticium candelabrum, 1813 nucleotides. RefSeq names its product tyrosine-protein phosphatase Lar-like. Lineage: Eukaryota; Metazoa; Porifera; Homoscleromorpha; Homosclerophorida; Plakinidae. Gene Ontology annotation, molecular function: protein binding. The transcript is spliced from 7 exons. The record is from RefSeq and is a predicted model, not a curated record. The coding region runs from base 1 to 1572 and encodes 523 amino acids.
AUGCCAAACACACUUUAUCAAUUCCGAGUAAAUGCAACCUAUAAUCAUCAGAGUUGUGCAAAGAAACCUCUUGCCUUAAGUCCAGCAGUACGUGUGAGGACAGAGGCUGUUGCGCCUAAUCCACCCAAAAACAUUAACGUUAUGGCACUAGGUUCAAAAUCUCUUGAAAUUGAAUGGGAUUCGGUUCAAUACAGAUAUGGAACUGUUAGCUACCUAGUCUACUACAAUAUAACGCAGCUUAAAUAUGAAGCCAAAACAACCAAAUCUACUAGUGUCUUGCUUACUGGCCUCACACCGUAUACCAAAUAUGAGGUAAAAGUUGCAGUCGUUGUUAGACCGUGGGGUGCAAAUGAUGGCUCAGAAGAUGUUACAAGUACUACAAAUAAAACAAAGUUAAUUGCCACUCUUCAUGCAAAACCUAGCGUUCCUCUUGAUGUAACAUUCGACAAAAACACACUCACUGCUGUGUCUGCUAAAAUUUUCUGGACUGUUCCUGUCAAUGGCCCAGUUUUAUACUACAACGUCAGCUAUGUAAUGGGUCUCCAUUCUAACGCAAAUGUUUCGGCUAUUACAGUACGCACAGUUGAGAAAUCGAAUCACAUCACACUGAAAAACCUUAUUCCAUUCACAUUCUACACUGUUUCGGUUCAAGCCAUCAACAUCGACAGAGGUUACCGUUUAGUGAGCAGUGCAAGUGCUGUCAGAACAUUUCGAACGUUAGCAGAUGCGCCAAGUAAACCUCAAAAUUUGAAGAUCUCGGACUUGCAAGCAAAAGCUGCACGCUUCAUAUGGGAGGCUCCGGCUCAACCUAAUGGACCGGUAGCGUACUAUAUUAUUACUUUGGCAAUGGGAAGAGUUGAUCCGCAGAACUACAGUAGUCAAAAGAUCGUUUUAAGAGAGAAGGUCAGUGGCCAAACCAGCUACGCAGUGAACGGGCUGACACAAAUAUCACAGUACAGUGUAUGGAUAAUAGCUGUCAAUAUUGAAGUUUCUAAAGAGCUCAAGAGUUCUCCUAGUCAAGUACAAAUCUUUAACACAACAAGCGAAACUACGAUACAUACAACAAUAGUAUAUACAACGAAGACUGGCACAACAACUGCAGUGACGGACGCAAGAUCAAGUCCACCCACAACAAGUCCAAUCACAACAAGUCCACUCACAAACAUUCCACCUCCAACAAGUGCAACAACAGCAUCAAGUCCUGUUUCAAUCACUGGCUUGCCUAUUACGUAUAUCCCACGAGGUUCCGGUUUACCAACAAGAUCUUGUGAAGAUGAGAAGACAAACUUGAAACUAACACCCGCAGUCGCUACAUUGGCCGUAUUUAGUAUUAUUCUGUUAGUACUUGCUGCUUACUUUCUCUAUCAAUGGAGACACGUGAUUGCUGUUGGCGGUGCGAAAGAGUCUAACGCAAUAAAAAUGGAUGAACGGGAAGAAAGACGCGAUGCUGUAACGUACGAGACAGUGGUUGAUUCUGGACGUCAGCCCGACGUACUGACAAGGAGUCCACUGUAUGAAGAAACAUCGGUGAUCGACAAUCCAUCGUAUGGUGUAGUAACCGAUCAAAACUAGGAAACAGACAACAGAACGCAUUUUGCCUAAAUUUACCAUUUACUGAUGGUUUAGUAAGAAAUUGGUUAGUUUAUAGUGUUGAUCAAUAACCGAACGACAAGACUUCUAUGUUUUUGACAGACCACUGAAAGGCUACGUUUUCUGUAACCCUAGCUGUUUAGUCUUAAGAAACGACUUCUGAACAAGCUUAUAGUUGUCAGUACAUGCAUGCAAAAAUAAAAACAAGAACUUUUAAAAUCGA